CCUGCAUCGUGAGCGUCAUAACCUAAGUUUUUACAACCGGAAUCGACUAGUAGAUGCAUCGUUUUGCCUAUAUUGACCUGCAAAAGAUUUAGUUUAAGCACAAUGGCCGUCCGGUUUUGAGCAACCGUAUCCCGAUGACCCGCCCAAACUACUAAGGCUUGGAGAGCCAGUGCUAAUGGCAUCCCCGACGCUCGGGUGUCCCAAUUAUUGUCGUAGAAUAGCCAACUCUGCCUAGUUACCUAGCAACAAGCGUUUUUAUAUUUUGGAGUUUCCGUCCUUUACCUCCAGUUAUCGAUCAAAUAGGCGCUGCCUCACCCGCCCCUAUUGCAUCUCGUUGGCUGGCCCCACCCACGCCUUCAGUUGGCCUGAGCAAUUUAGAUCGCAGUUCUACUUUCGGUAGGAGCGAGACUGUUAUUCGGCUGUUGCGUGGUGACCGCACACCUCGUUCCAAUAUCGCGAAGAUGGACUUUCUGUCCGCAAAGUCGGAUGAUAUCCAGUCGACCAAGACCAAGGCGGUGGAAGAUGCACGCCAAAUGCAAGUCAGUGUGAUCGAGGAAUGCAAGAAAUCUUCUCGGGAUCCUCCAAAUUAUAUGUUACUGGAAUUGAUUGGGAAAGGAAGUUUUGGGAGAGUCUACAAAGCUUAAGUCUUUCUACAAUUCGCCCGCGCAAAUGCCCUGGUUUUAAUUUGAAUCUACUGUUUAGGAAAGACUUGACUUCUACCGCGGUUGUCGCUGUCAAGAUUAUCGAUAUUGACGAGGGUGACACUUUGAACCCACGCCUCGCCGAUACUUAUUCGGAAUUUAUGAAAGAAGUCAAUGCACUUAAGCUUCUCAGCGAAACAAAGGCCCGGAACAUCAAUCAUGUGAUUGAAGCCCUUCCGGUUGGCAAGGCAAUGUGGAUGAUAACGGAGUACUGCGGCGGCGGCAGUAUUUCUACAUUGAUGAGACCAACACCAAAAGGCCUCCGCGAGCGGUACAUUAUUCCCAUUUUGAGAGAGGUUGCAGAAGCUGUUUAUUGGGUCCACCAAGCCGGUAUCAUUCAUCGAGACUUGAAAUGUGCGAAUGUCCUCAUUACCGAAGAUGCGUUCAGCUUUGUGAUUUCGGUGUCGCUGGCAUGAUGGAGACAUCCCUCGAUAAGAGAUCCACAUUCAUAGGCACUAUAAACUGGAUGGCGCCCGAGCUGUUUAACGCAAACCCACAUUAUGGCAAAGAGGUUGAUAUAUGGGCUUUUGGAUCGAUGGCUUACGAAAUGGCCACAGGCCUGCCCCCAAACGCAAGAUCUGGAAUUACCGAUGGCGCUGAAAUGGGAGACUAUCUCAAAGAACACAUCCCACGGCUCGAGGGGAACCAGUAUAGUGAGGGCUUGAAGAAUAUCGUGGCAUAUUGCCUCGAAGAGCGUGUUUCAGACAGGCCGGACAUCAAUCUGUCCAGAUGCAUCCGUAUAUUUACAACACCAACAAUGCAUAUCCAGCAUAUUCUCUUGUUGAACUUGUCAGGGCCUUCAAACACUGGGAGGUCUGGCGGUUCUCGAAAGUCGCUUUUCAUGUUGGGAGGCGCACAAGGUCCAUCUGAUGCGUUUCCAUCUAGCGAAGAUCAGGAUAAUUGGAAUUUCUCCACAACUGCUGCGUUUGAUCAGGCCGUUGGUGAUUCGACCAACCUACAGGACGUCAUAAAUGUUUAUGGCAGUUCCGUUGAUCUCAGCACUGAGUUAGCAGAAAAGACUUCCAAGCCCUCCCGCCAACAACAGGCAAGAGAACGUGGCAGACGCCGCCCUCCGCCAGAGCUAUUGAACCCAAUUAAAGCUCCCCUUGAAAAACUGUUCGAUCCUAAUACAAUCUCCAACUACGAGGAUAACUCAAGGAUACAUUAUGGGCGAGACUUUGUAAUGCCAGUCUCUGACCUUCCACUGAGAGAAAGGGACGACACGGCUCAGAUAUCUAUCAGAGACACGAUGAUCGAUUUGGGCGGGCAUGACACUGAAACUGGACUAUCAAGUUUCCCAGAUCUUACCAUCCGACCUGACCGAGAAAUUCGCGCCAGUGAUACUGAUAACACCGAUGACAUUGAAUACAGCUACGACGAUAACACCAUGCAUGGUUUUGGCAGACAACCGUUAUCGCAUCCAGCUGAAAACCCAAACCGUCGCACCCGGGACUGGAAAUUCCCAUCCGCUCCAGCAGCAUCUUCAGACGUGGAAACAAGCCGUUUUCCAAACACAGCGGCUCCAGCCCGCCCUCCUGUCACGCUGGGAUCCGGUGGUCGCCCAACGCUAGUGCACCACCCCACAGAGCCGCUCGGCGUUGGGUUUAAUAACUUUAUGGCGUCUGCACCCACUUCCCCCAGACAAUCCAUUCGAGAGUCUCUGAUAGACCUUGAUUUCGGCCUUCCAGAUUCCGCACCGGAAUACGUUCCGGACUACGCCCCAGAACCUUCUCGACCAUCUACCGCUGAUUCUACAACAAGUAACGAAUUUGUUUCAGGCAAUCCUUUUGAUUUGGAACGCCAUGCGUCGACUAGUUUCCGCAAUGCACCAAGGGAACCCUCUCUUUAUCUUCCGGGGGACUCAGGAUUUGCAGGCCAUUUCCGCGCCCGAAGCAACCUGCAAGAUGUAGCAGAUAUAUCUGACUUCUCCGGCUCUGAUGCCGAGCAAUAUGGCCCGCCAAAUGGCCAAUACUAUGGCCAGCGAGCCCAACAGAUGUUCGACUACUUUGACGCAGAUUAUUUGCAGCCUCCGAUCAUCGAAAAACCGUUCAACCACCAAUCAGCCCCGUCCUGGAAUACACCCCAGGGCGUAGUCUACGGCAUGGACCGAUUUCCGUCGCUGCCAAUUCCGCCUUCUAUGGGAGCGUUGGCGGGCACAUCAACAAGCGAAGAAAUGGCAGGCGAGCUUCAACGCCUUCUUGGUGGUCUGACCACACAGCUGGAAGCUUACCGGGACGUUGCCGAAUCUCUCCCUGCAGGCCAAAACGCACCCAAUCAGCGCGAAAAAAACCACUCGGAUGGAGUGAGACAUGCACUGUAUGGUUGUUUAUAUAGACUCAAAGAGAUCCAAGUACGAUAUUACCAAACCGAUACCAUGGAUGAUGAAUUGUGUUUUUUUUGUUGGCAUUAAAGGAAACUUCUACGAAACGGGCGCCUAUGUACGUUGAGUCAAUAAUGAGAGUAUACAUGAACCAAGUGGGUUUCAGGCGGCUAUAAUCUUUGUUGAUAGAAUAAGGCUUGCCUUUGGUUUAUGUCUCAUAAGACUUGACUUGAAAACGUCAACGGUUCAAUAGAUAGCGAGCGGAAUUGUUCACAUCUGAGUGUAAUGAAACUUGAAAUUUUACGUUAAUUGAGUUCGUACUGAAUAUGCCAGGGUCUAUUAAGUUAUUGACCAUUUCCCGGUGAAGUGUGAAACGUUUGGAUUUGGAACCACCUCACGUCAUGCCUAGGCUGACGCCCUUGCC
This is a messenger RNA of Pseudogymnoascus destructans, 3445 nucleotides long. RefSeq lists its product as uncharacterized. Gene Ontology annotation, biological process: protein phosphorylation. Gene Ontology annotation, molecular function: protein kinase activity; ATP binding. The transcript has 4 exons. Bases 1054 to 3111 code for a protein of 685 amino acids. The record is from RefSeq and is a predicted model, not a curated record. Lineage: Eukaryota; Fungi; Ascomycota; Leotiomycetes; Thelebolales; Thelebolaceae.